AUGAUCUCGAUUGUACACGAACCACCUGGCUAUGUAGCGCAGAAAAAAUUCGCAAAAUCUGUUGCUGAAUCCUUUCCCGUACCAUUAGAGUCAUGUGUCGCAAUAAUGCAUAUGGCCAAACUCGCGGCUAUCUCAAAUUCCCUCAUCCAGAAAAAAUCCAUUCCUAGCUUGAACGAGUUUAACACUAAACAUGAGUGGGUUCGCGGCGUGUGUCAUCUGUGCUUCAACCGAGGACCGGAUGAAGUGCUUCUGGGAGUUUCAACAGCGUAUUAUCCAGCUGAUGAGGGUCCUCACUUCUGUCUUAAGCCUCCAGUAUCCAAAUCCCUUCAAAACCAACAAUAG
This is a messenger RNA of Plasmopara halstedii, 342 nucleotides long. RefSeq lists its product as uncharacterized. The record is from RefSeq and is a predicted model, not a curated record. Bases 1 to 342 code for a protein of 113 amino acids. Lineage: Eukaryota; Oomycota; Peronosporomycetes; Peronosporales; Peronosporaceae. The transcript has 2 exons.